Molecule: messenger RNA, 1689 nt
Organism: Exophiala viscosa
Lineage: Eukaryota; Fungi; Ascomycota; Eurotiomycetes; Chaetothyriales; Herpotrichiellaceae
Product: LETM1-like protein-domain-containing protein
Exons: 3
Coding region: 1-1689 (562 amino acids)
Biological process (GO): intracellular monoatomic cation homeostasis
Cellular component (GO): mitochondrial inner membrane
Molecular function (GO): ribosome binding
Source: RefSeq, a predicted model, not a curated record
AUGAGUUCAGGUUCCAGACUGGUCAGCAAUGCUGCCACCAGGAGACUCCUGCUGCAGGGCCAGCAUCGUCUUUCACACUCUCCUCUCUUGUCCGCUUAUUCCUCUCGAUCCAAGUUCACUCGAGAUCUACCUCCAAAAGUACAAGCGCUGGCCAUUCUUUUGCCACAGAGAAACUAUGCUACCGAAACCUCCACUCAUGGUUCAGACAACGGACCGCCCCCUGGCUUCAAUAUCGAUGAGGCCAAGAAGCCGCUACCCAAGGAGGGGCAGAAGACGACAUCGGCAAAUCCCACGGUCGCUGAAUUGAAGAAGUCCGACGAACAGCUCAAAACUCCCAAAACAGGGGCGACCAUGCAUCCUAAGACCGAAGCGCUCGACAGAGCCAGCUUGACCGAGUUAGCUGCUGGCAAGAGCGCCGCUGAAACCCAACAAGCCGAGUCUAAGGCCGUCGCGAGCAAGAAGGAAGAGUCCAAGAAAUUGACGCUUGGACAGAAAAUAAAGAAGGAAAUCUUGCACUAUUGGGAUGGGACCAAGUUGUUGGCUUCCGAAGUCAGAAUAUCUACAAAACUGGCUCUGAAGAUGGCUAGUGGGUAUGAGCUCAGCAGGCGUGAAAACCGACAGCUUCAAAGAACAGUUCAGGACUUGGGUCGAUUGGUGCCUUUCUCAGUUUUUGUCAUCGUGCCUUUCGCCGAACUGCUCUUGCCAGUCGCUCUUAAACUCUUCCCGAAUAUGCUUCCAUCCACCUACGAGGGUCAGAAGUCCCGCGAAUCGAAAGCGGCAUCUCUUCGGGAAUCUCGGAAGCAAGUUUCCUCCUUCCUUCGAAAUACCCUUCGAGAGACCGGUCUCCCUGUCUCCGCCAUUAAUGCAAAGAAAGAGGAAUUCACGGAGUUCUUCCGGAAAGUCCGCGCCACGGGAGAGGCCCCGUCAAAGGAGGAUGUCAUCAAAGUGUGCAAAAUCUUCAAGGACGACUUGACCCUAGACAAUCUCUCCAGACCGCAGCUGGUGGGAAUGUGCAAGUACAUGAACUUGAACACUUUCGGCACGGAUGCCAUGCUGCGGUAUCAGAUUCGCCACCGCAUGCGACAGAUCAAACGUGACGACAAGGCCAUUUCAUAUGAAGGAGUCGAUUCACUAUCAGUUCCCGAGUUGCAGAUGGCCUGUGCAUCACGAGGCCUGCGCACCCAUGGUAUGUCGCCAGGAAAGCUGCGAGAAGACCUGCAAAUGUGGCUGGACCUACGUCUGAAAUACAACAUUCCCUCGACCUUGCUUGUGCUCAGCAAUGCUUAUAUGUACACCACCGGCAAAGACAGCGAGAUUGACACUCAGAUUGACGCCCUCCAAGCUGUACUGAGCAGCAUCCCGGAGGAGUUGUUCCACGAGAUCGAACUUGAAGUCCACAACGCCGAGGGCGCCGCGACAAACAAGCAGCGUCUCGAAGUGCUCAAGGAGCAACAAGAACUCAUCGAGGAAGAAAACGAGCAAGCCGAGUCGAGCAAGACAGAAGACAGCAAAGUUGCGAACAAGGGCGUGAAAGACGACAAGGACAUUGAUGAAAAGCCCAAGGCAAAGCCUGAUGCUGAGGCUGCCGAAUCCUCCUCUGCUAAUGAGGCCAAAGAGGCCGAAGCGGACGCCACCGAACAGGGCAAGCAGGAGCCUGCAAGAAAAGAAGAGGAAGUCAAGAAGGACUGA